ACACCUGCAGGGAUGGCACAGGUGAAGGCAGCAGGGGAUGCUGCGACCGGUCUGCAGGAUUACUCAGAGGUGUACUCGGACAUGGCAACCGUCAGCUCCAGCGCGGACGUUAGAGAGCCAGUGCGGAAAGGGGCUUUGGGGGAGACCUCCAUGUCAGCGGGAGUGACCAGGCGGCAGAGGAGCUACCCCUCCCCGGCCAGGAGGCGCCACCGCACCACCUUCAGCCACAGGCAGCUGGAGCAGCUGGAGCUGGCCUUCGGGCAGAACCAGUACCCGGACAUCUACUGCAGGGAGGAGCUGGCUCGCAUCACCAAACUCAACGAGGCGCGCAUACAGGUUUGGUUUCAGAACAGAAGAGCCAAACAGCGCAAGCAGGAACGGGCAUCCAGGAAGGUUCUUCGAGGGGGCGUCGUGUCGGGCCCCAGGGGCCUGUUGGGCGGCGUGCACCUCCAGCCAUCCGGCGUGUCUCGACAGUACUACUCGCAGCCACUUCCUCACAUUCCCCAUAUGUCCCCCAUGCUGCCCACCGGGGCUUACUCUCGCCACCCGGGCCCCGUCAGCCGGUGCCCGUGCCCCAGUGUCCCACCACCGCCACCGGCGCAGCACGACGACUGGUACAGUCCGCUGAGGGGGAACCUCGCUUCACCCAUGUUCUCACUGGCCCCCAUGCAGCCGCUGGAGCCAGCCUCCCACUGGAACUGAGGUGUUCAAAUAAAGAGUGUAAAAAAAUCAAGCUGUGUCCUUAUUCACAUUAAUGAUACUGUUA
Messenger RNA from Oryzias melastigma (Indian medaka), 766 nucleotides. RefSeq names its product PROP paired-like homeobox 1 (gene prop1). NCBI's taxonomy places the organism in Eukaryota, Metazoa, Chordata, Actinopteri, Beloniformes, Adrianichthyidae. Bases 13 to 702 code for a protein of 229 amino acids. The transcript is spliced from 3 exons. The record is from RefSeq and is a predicted model, not a curated record. Gene Ontology annotation, biological process: regulation of transcription by RNA polymerase II. Gene Ontology annotation, molecular function: RNA polymerase II transcription regulatory region sequence-specific DNA binding; DNA-binding transcription factor activity, RNA polymerase II-specific.